GACACUGACCUGUACUUGAUUGUAGGGGGACUCGUCUUCUCUCUCUUCUCAUCUCUCUUCUCCACCGUUUUUGUUGGUUCUUUGUCGGAUAGUUCAGUGCGGAGAUCCCUGUAUCCGGUUGGUGGAAUUGAAGCCUCAGAUCUGAGCGCUGCGAAUUUUAUCGCCUUUCUUCUUCAUCUGCGAGCAAUGGACGGCGAUGGUAGCUUGAACUCCCCCCUGUUAAUUCGGAGCUGGGAAGAUGAGAGUGCCAAAGAGUUGGAGUUUGCAGAUGGGCCCAAAUGGAGGAAGGAAGAUGUUUUGGGGGAGUUGAAGAAACAGGUUGCACUGGGUGGACCUUUGGUUACAGCAAACUUGUUGCAGAAAUGCAUGCAGAUUGUUUCAGUUAUGUUUGUAGGGCAUCUUGGUGAGCUCCCUCUUGCUGGUGCUUCCAUGGCUACUUCCUUUGCUAAUGCCAUAGGCUUCAGCGUACUGUACGGCAUGGGAGGUGCGCUCGACACGCUAUGUGGACAAGCUUAUGGUGCGAAACAGUAUCAUAGGGUUGGUGUACAUGCACAAAGAGCUCAGUUUAUAUUCUUAAUCAUUGGCAUUCCCAUGUCUCUUAUAUUGUAUAACACAGAAAAGAUCCUACUAGCAGUUGGGCAAGAUUCACAGCUGUCGAAAGAAGCAGGCAGUUAUGCUACAUGGAUGAUCCCAGCCCUCUUUGCUUAUUCUCUCCUUCAAACCCUAACCAGGUUCCUCCAAACCCAAAAUGUUGCUCUUCCAAUAAUGCUGAGCACUGGUAUUACUUCAUUGCUUCACCUCCCAAUUUGUUGGGUUUUGGUUUUGAAGUCUGGUUUAGGAAACAAGGGUGCUGCUCUAGCAAAUUCAGUCUCCUAUUUCUUAAAUGUCAUACUACUCUCAUUGUAUGUGAAGUUCUCUGCUUCUUGCGUGAAGACUUGGACUGGUUUCUCGAUGGAAGCUUUUCAGGACAUUGCACAAUUUUUUAGGCUUGCAAUACCUUCCACCGUAAUGGGCUGUUUGGAGUGGGCCUCUUAUGAAAUAUUGAUCCUUCUGAGUGGUCUUCUUCCCAACCCAAACCUUGAAGCAUCUGUGCUGGCAAUAUGCCUGAACACGGAGGCAUUGACUUUCACUAUACCUCAAGGUCUUGGUGAUUGCAUAAGUACCCGAGUUUCAAACGAAUUAGGUGCUGGAAAUCCACGUCGUGCAGUUUUUGCUAUUCGGGUUAUAUUGCUCCUUGUUAUACUAGAUGGCUUACUAGUUGGUGCGAUCAUUUUGUUGGUACACAACUUUUGGGGAUAUUUGUAUAGCAAUGAACAAGAAGUUGUAGACUACGUUUCAAGGCUGACACCAUUGCUUGCGAUUGCUAACAUCAUGGAUGGAACCCAAUGCAUGCUUUCAGGCAUUACGAGGGGUUCGGGUCGGCAAAAAUUUGGAGCUUUGGCUAAUUUAGGCGCUUAUUAUGGAGUGGGGAUUCCCAUGGCCAUUGUUUUAGCCUUUUUCUUCAAUAUUGGCACGAAGGGUCUUUGGAUGGGAGUCAUUUGUGGGAGCUUUGUGCAAGGUCUAUCACUUUUUAUCAUGACAAUAUCUGCCAAUUGGGAACAAGAAGCGGGGAAGGCAACUGAUAGAGCAUUUCACUCAAGUAUUCCAGUAAUUAAUACAUCAUAAGGCCAUGUGACUGCAAUGUCAUACAAGUGCUUGUAUAGAGUCUAUGGAUGCAGAGCAAAGCCAGUUGUUCAAGAUGAUUUUGAAUAAAAAAAUUUGAUGCAUUAAAUUGCGGCGAUAUUAGUUGUUUUAAAUUUGUACAGUUUUUGUAGAAAUUACUCAAUUUAGUGGAAUAUGUAUACGCAAGAAAAAGGUUCAGCCAGAUCUUCAAGUGGAGCUUUUGCUUUAAUGUAGUAAAAAUGUAUUUACCAGUUCAACUUAGUAUUGAAGCUUGGCUUAUAGUGUAUCAAGAAAAUAAAUGAGUACCAAUGAAAAAGAAAAU
Amborella trichopoda is the source of this 1984-nucleotide messenger RNA. RefSeq names its product protein DETOXIFICATION 16. Lineage: Eukaryota; Viridiplantae; Streptophyta; Magnoliopsida; Amborellales; Amborellaceae. Gene Ontology annotation, cellular component: membrane. Gene Ontology annotation, biological process: xenobiotic detoxification by transmembrane export across the plasma membrane. The record is from RefSeq and is a predicted model, not a curated record. Gene Ontology annotation, molecular function: antiporter activity; xenobiotic transmembrane transporter activity.